AUGUCCUGGAACCGGCCUCAGCUGAGGAGCGGCACCGAUCUGCAGCUGCAGUCGGCCUUUAACGACCGGCAAUGGGCAAACGUUAUCCGUCUUGCCGAAAAGCGGUUUCGGACCUUCAAUGACCCCUACUUUGAGGCCGUGAAAAUAUGCGCAGAGAGCCACCUGGAGUCACCCUUGGAGAAGGCAUCGCCUCUUAUUGCAAUUCAGAAGCUGGCCAAGGACCCGUCCGCUGUGAGAGAUGCUGAUACUCUCGAACUACUAGAGUGGGCGUCUGAGGGUUUCAUGGAGGACCAAGACUUUGCUGAGACCUUUGGACCCCUGAAGUUGCGCUAUGUGAAGGCGAACCCCAAGGAUAAGAACGGCGGAACAAGAUGUCUUGAGUCUUGUCUGUUGCACUGGGACCUGAUUAGCGCACAGCAGAUUGCGGCUGUACUUGAUAGGUCGUUUCCCCAAGAAAGAAGCUUCAUGUUCUGGAACAUCGCCAUUACGCAUCUGCUUGCGACCAGCGACCAGUGUCCCGCUGGCAAGAAGCAGCUCUACGGCAUGUUGUCAUUGAAGCAGAUGCAGCGCGCUGCCCAGUUGACUGAGCAGACCGGCACCGAAAAAAAUGGCGAUGUGGCCGAUCGAGCGAUCAAGACGGAGGAAGAGAUUCUUCUCUUCUACCGCAUUCUCGAAGCCCAUGGCUCCGACGCGGAGUGGGAAGCUGCUCUCAAGGGUCCAACUCUCAACCCCGUCUAUCAGUUCAAGGCUGGCCGCAAGGAUCUCUUCCUGCAAACCAUCGAUGUACUUGAGAGAAAAGGAAACUGGAAAACGGUUUACGAACUCUGCAGAGAAUGCCUUUCGGCGAAGGACGAGAAGGGCCAGCUGAGUCUCCUCGCAUGCGACUGGGCUGUUUGGAAGAAGUUCCUCAAUGCUGCUGGCCGAACAGGAGAGGCCCAAGAGGCUUCAACCGAGGUUUUCGAACUUAUCAACCGGUUUUUUGCACAAGAAAACGUCCGCUCGAUUUACAAGCGAAACGUCCGCCUGGCCAAGGUUGAGGCUGCCUUCCAAUUUUCGCAGCUCGCAGGAUCCGAGGCCAAAUCAACCACGUUCGAGGAGCUUUGCGGAUACAUCGACAUCGAGUGCGAGUCACCCGCUUGUUUCGAUGAUGUCAAAGGCUUCGUCGAGCGCCUUCCACCACACGAAAUCAAGGAACUUGCUUAUGAAUACGUCACCCGGCUGGCAGAAGAGUCAAAGGACGCUGCUAGGUCAUCGUCUGUGAAGGCGUUAGCUUUCAAACUGCAGUACCUUGGUCUGUCUACGUCGAAGACUAUCGUACGCGUCUCAAACGAAGACCCCAAAAAGCCAAACGACUGGAAAUGCAUCAUAUGUGCAGCUGUCAACAAGACACCUGUCUGCACGACCUGCUUGCAGAAAUUAUUGGAGUCCACAUUGACUCUCUAUUCUACUCUUAUUAACUCUUCUAAAACCAGCUCCUCCCUCGACUGUGUACCGGAACUCGCAAUUCUCGCAGCAACGUGCUGCAUAAGGCUGAGCGGCGUUCACCAAUGCGGCACUGGCAACCCUACCACCUCAUCGAUAAAGAGCAGCCGAACUGAUCGCCUACUCCAGGCUGCCCUUCUCAUUGAGAACCAACUCACUAAAACCCCGAAGCACACAAGAUUGACCCUAGUUUUGGUGCGCAUCUAUCUCGUGCUUGGCUGCGCAUCCAGAGCUCGUGAGGUGUGGGACACAGCAGACGUGAAGCGUACCAUCAUUGAUUCGCUAGGCCCCUAUUUCUUCGAUCGUCUGUCAAGCAUCGCCCCUGCGCUUGUCCUUCCGCCGAAUAGACCUGAGAAGGGCCUGAUGCAAGGCCUGAAGGCACACUACAAUACGUCGCUCAAGCUGAGAAUGCCUAGAAGGCUAGCCGAUGCCUUCGAGGCCGAGAGCUACACUGCCAUUCUCGACAUCCCGAGUUAUAUCGAGCAUCUGAGAUCGAGUUGUACGUUGGUCAUGGGCUACGUCGAGGAAGCUAGAGCUGCCCGAGCUCUUGGUAUCCGUAACGAGUCGAUCUUCGACGAGCCCGCGAUUGAGGAAAUCACCGACAUCUCCGUACUGAACGAGGUUAUCGAUUACGGAUCUGUUCCCAACCUGGAGGCGGCGACAAGCCGGCCCAUUUACGAUGUGCUGCGACUUGGCCCUGAUCCAUCGAACCUCCGUUCUCACUUAGCCCUCGCCGCAGAGAGAUUCUUCGACAUCCUCUCUUUCAAGCCUGCAUCUUCUUACAAGGUGACCAACGUUGCUCAAACGACGGCAGCGGAGCAGGUCUUUGUCUUGGAGUCCCUCCAGCGGCUCAGUAACUCCCUGAACAAAUACCUGCACACUCGCGGAAAUAACCUUACCCAACAAGAGGAGAUGUAUUACGACAUUAUCUCCUUACUUACCAAUUUGGUGCCCCUCGCCGUCGCGGCCAGUAGAAGUCCGCCAUCCCCGGAACUCCUAUCGAACAUCGUUUCGGGCAUCAAGUCUGGCCUCGAAGUUCUUCGAGCCCAGUCCCUGUCGACGCCGGCUGAUGCGGAGAGUUCCAAGGCACUGCUGAUGCUGAGCUCGCUGCACGGUCUGUCCGUUCUUCGUGAUGCUGCCGCGGCUGUGAAACUGGCUGCAUCCCACAUUGUGGCGUUCAACGAGCGGGAGAAGGAGAGAGACCGCUCUGGACAGAGCAAUGUGCCCAAGGACUUUAUGACGCAAGUCAAGGCUCUCGAGGCUGCCGCGGGCACCGCCCUGGCCGAAGGAAAGGCGCGGGUUCUCCUCUUGAAGAAGGAAAGCGACAGUCUGAGUGCCAAACUGGGCUCCUGGACAUUCGAGGCGGACUUAGAGGACAAGCUGGCGGAGCAGAUCCGCGACGUGGCAGGGAACCAUGUGAGCGUUUGGUCGCAGAGGGUCACCGACAGCUGGCGGACAAACGUAAAGGGUUGGGAGCUGGUGCGAUGGGAAUAG
Messenger RNA from Colletotrichum spaethianum, 2976 nucleotides. RefSeq lists its product as uncharacterized. The coding region runs from base 1 to 2976 and encodes 991 amino acids. Lineage: Eukaryota; Fungi; Ascomycota; Sordariomycetes; Glomerellales; Glomerellaceae. Gene Ontology annotation, biological process: N-terminal peptidyl-methionine acetylation. The record is from RefSeq and is a predicted model, not a curated record. Gene Ontology annotation, molecular function: protein-N-terminal amino-acid acetyltransferase activity. The transcript is spliced from 8 exons. Gene Ontology annotation, cellular component: cytoplasm; NatB complex.